AACAACCACUAGAAAACCAGAAAAACCAAGAUGGCGGUGCAAGAGACAGCAUCUCAACUGUCGAUGGCUCUCAAAGUCCAAGAAUAUCCCACCCUGAAGGUGCCGUACGAGACUCUGAACAAACGUUUCAGGGCGGCUCAGAAGAACAUCGACCGGGAGACGAGUCACGUGACGAUGGUCGUCGCCGAGCUGGAGAAGACGCUGAGCAGCUUCCCGGUGGUGGACUCUGUGGUGUCACUGCUGGAUGGUGUGGUGGAGAAACUCAGCGCCCUGAAGAGGAAGGCUGCAGAGUCCAUCCAAGCAGAGGACGAGAGCGCCAAGCUGUGUAAGCGUCGCAUCGAGCACUUGAAGGAGCACAGCAGCGACCAGCCGGCCUCAGUCAACCUGUGGAAGAAGAAGCGCAUGGACCGAAUGAUGGUGGAGCAUCUGCUGCGCUGCGGCUAUUACAACACAGCUGUUAAACUGGCCAGACAGAGCGGUAUAGAGGACCUGGUCAACAUUGAGAUGUUUCUCACAGCUAAGGAGGUGGAGGAGUCUCUAGAGAGGCAGGAGACGGCCACUUGCCUAGCCUGGUGCCACGACAACAAGUCCCGCUUGCGCAAGAUGAAGAGUUGUCUUGAGUUCAGCCUGAGAAUCCAGGAGUUCAUCGAGCUCAUCAGACAAAACAAACGCAUGGAUGCAGUCAGACAUGCAAGGAAGCACUUCAGCCAAGCGGAGGGUGGACAGUUGGAUGAGGUUCGGCAGGUGAUGGGCAUGCUGGCCUUCCCAUCAGACACGCAUAUCUCUCCAUACAAGGAUCUUUUGGAUCCAGCCCGCUGGAAGAUGCUGAUCCAGCAGUUCCGAUAUGAUAACUACAGACUGCACCAGCUGGGAAACAACUCUGUGUUCACUAUCACCCUCCAGGCGGGUCUGUCUGCCAUCAAGACGCCUCAGUGCUACAAGGAGGACGGUACCUCAAAGAACCCAGACUGCCCAGUGUGCAGUAAAUCCCUCAACAAGUUGGCCCAACCGCUACCCAUGGCCCACUGCGCCAACUCCAGACUAGUCUGUAAGAUCUCUGGGGAGGUCAUGAAUGAAAACAACCCUCCCAUGAUGCUGCCUAAUGGAUACGUCUACGGCUAUAAUUCCCUUCUGUCCAUCCGCCAAGAUGACAAAGUGGUGUGUCCCAGAACCAAAGAAGUCUUCAACUUCUCUCAGGCUGAGAAGGUCUACAUCAUGUGAUCACUCGGAUGACCCGUAGAGUAUCCAGACGAGUAUCCCCGUCAUCCAUCCCAUGUGACCAGGCCUACUCGGAGAGCCACACCGUGGAGCUGUGAUCCAGUGCCCCCCCCUCACAGACACACCCGGCAUUUCCCCACAACCCCCCCUCUCCCAAAACACGAUCUGGCGCAAGUUCACCAGUUCCCUUCCCCCCUCCCGUUUUACUACACAGAAACUGGGAUCCUCUCCUUUGAGACUCUGGUUUUAGAUGUGGCUAAAGAACAAGAAGUUGAUCUGAUCUAUUCAAGCACAGCGACUAUCAACAGUUUCGUUAUCUGAAAGGUCCAGGAGUUGAAGUUUAGAGACUACAGUAAAGGACUUGAUGGGGUGGGAAAAACUGCUCGGUAGUUAUUUGAUUUUAUUACAACAAAUAAAAACCUGUUGAGGUUACUUUGA
Molecule: messenger RNA, 1656 nt
Organism: Anarrhichthys ocellatus (wolf-eel)
Lineage: Eukaryota; Metazoa; Chordata; Actinopteri; Perciformes; Anarhichadidae
Gene: maea
Product: macrophage erythroblast attacher, E3 ubiquitin ligase
Exons: 9
Coding region: 31-1221 (396 amino acids)
Biological process (GO): proteasome-mediated ubiquitin-dependent protein catabolic process
Cellular component (GO): cytoplasm; GID complex; nucleus
Molecular function (GO): protein binding; ubiquitin protein ligase activity
Source: RefSeq, a predicted model, not a curated record